This is a messenger RNA of Oncorhynchus nerka (sockeye salmon), 3212 nucleotides long. RefSeq names its product coiled-coil domain containing 181 (gene ccdc181). Gene Ontology annotation, molecular function: microtubule binding. The record is from RefSeq and is a predicted model, not a curated record. Lineage: Eukaryota; Metazoa; Chordata; Actinopteri; Salmoniformes; Salmonidae.
CAUGUGCGUGUUGUUGGUCUCUAUGACAACAGGACUAUUAAAGCCUUUAGUGGAGCAGGGGAGAGGGACACGCACAGGAGAUUAUCUGGACAGGUGCUCCGGCCGGCUUGUAUCACCAAAAUGUAGGCCAUUAAAACGAAUAACGAGUUCCCAUAUAAGAGGAUAUAAUACACAUUAUUUUAUUUUUAUUCUGAGUAAAAAGGAGACGCACCAGCAUCUGGUAGUGAUGAGUCUGGUGCCAACGAGCACUAGGACCGAGGAGGAGUAUGAGGACGACUUUGAGAAGGACCUGGAUUGGCUGAUCAGUGAGGAGGGGACGAACGAUGGCCAGGAACCUGACUACGAGGACAUCGAGGCCGAAAUAGACAAGGAGCUGAAGGAGGAGGGGAAGGAGGAAGAGAAGAAGCGAGGGAGGAAGGAGGACAAGAAAAGCCUGAAGGAGGAGAAGUGGGCGAGCAAGUCAGAGAAGGCGGAGGAGGAGGAGAGGUGGCCCUCGCCCAUGGAACCUUUGGAGUUCGACUCCGACCGAGACAGUCCAUAUAAGGGCGGAUCCCCCCUAGCGCCGCCCCCUCCGGUGCUGGAAGACCAACCGGAAGAGGAGAAGAAGUACAUCCUGGAGAAGAUCCAGCUAGCCAAUCGGCAGCUGCAGAACCAGGAAGCGCCGGACAUGACUCGGCGCAGACGCCUUCACUUCAAAGAAACGCUGGUGGAUUUGGUGGUGGCGCCACUGGAGUACGAGAAAGACAGCAGCACCCCCCAAAAGACAAGGGUGGUAGAGCAGGUGAGCAGCACGGCCAGCAAGGAAAUGGAGGUAGAGAGUGAGGUGUCAGGGAAGCUCUCUGAGCUGAAGCUCACCCCUCGGGAAGGGGAAGGAGGAGGGCAGGGGCUCAAGGGUGGGGGUGGUGGGGAGGCUGGCCAGAGUGGACCAGGGAAAGAGGGCAAAGUCCUGGUGGAGAAAGAUGGCAAGUUUGACCUUGUCAGCCUGAAGGAGGUGGAGAGCCGCGGCCUGUUGCUGCCACCUUUAGCGAGCUUCCCCAGCGACAACUCACGCUCGUCCUCCCGUCCAAAUGACCUAAGCCCGAACAAGACCCCCACAUCCUCCCCGCUGCGUCCCAUCUCUAGCACUAUGUCCAUAGGGAUCGAGCACCACCGCGCCCCCAGACCUCCGGCCCAGCCCAGGAACCGGCCCAACUCGGCCAGUCACAGCCAGAGGGGCAGCGGGGGGGGCACCAAGCGCAGGGUGCAGUCGGCCAACAGUGCCCCUACCCAGCAGGCCACCUUCACUCUCUCGCCCCAACAGAAGGAGCUACUGAACAAAAUACAGGAGAGGAGAGAGAGGCUCGUCAGAGAGGAGGAGCAGAGGAAGAGGGAGGAGGAUGAGCAGAAGCGUCAGGAGAAUGAGCUGGCGUUCCGGGCAUGGCUGGUGAGGAAGAGGGAGCAGUUGCAGGAGGAGAAGAGGAUCGACAGAGCCCAGGAGAUGGAGAGAAGGAAUGGCAGGAGGGAGCACAGUGACCCAGGCGAGGCCUUUAAGUCAUGGCUGCAGAGGAAACACGAACAACAGCAGAGAGAUAGACAGCUGGAGGAGAUGAAGAGGCUGGAGGAGGAGAGUGGAUUCUACAUGCACAACCGAGAAGAGUGUGAACGAGCCUUCAAACUGUGGCUGAAGAAGAAGCGGGCAGAGAAGCGGGCGGAGCAGCAGGCGGCCAGAGAGCGCUCCCGCAGGCUGGUGUUUGAGGAGCGGCGCGCCCGGCGCAUGCAGGACCUCCUGUGCACCGUCAACGAGACCAAGCCUUUCCGCUUCACUGAGCACCUGGCGUACCGCUUCUGAGCGGCUUCUGAACCCACCAUUCGCAACAUCAUACCUCGAGAGGAAAUAGUCGAGAUCUGAGCAAAGCUAAGGGUACGGGGUACACAGAGACACAUGAACACGGAUGAAAUUGUAUACGAUUUAGGGCCUACAUAGUGGUCCAUUUUUGCUCUAUAAAGGUACAACUAAUCUACACUUUUUCAUAAGGAAAAAAUAUUUUUUUUGGGGGGUGGGGACAAUCAGCUCCGUUGUCAUUCAUCCUGCAUUGGACGGCUCCCAUUGAAAAAGCAUAGUCUCCAUCCGAAAAAAAACGAAAUCUCAGUGUGGGCGAGGCCUAAGGGAGAGGGGAAUCACCAAAGAAAUCUAGGCUCUGUUCCAGUAUCAACUUAAAAUGAGGCAUUUUUACUGAAAGUGAAUCUUUAGAUGGGAUCAGCACUGUUGACUACUGUUGAGAGAAGGGCUUUGUUUUCUACCUUUUCAUUUGUCACAGAUGAUCCGUUUAGGACCUCCGAAGUUCUGUUCCCUUCGACGUUACCUCGUAAGACAUGCCCAACUCCCAAGGGUUCCGAAUUGAUCAGGUGUCGGGGAUCAAUCCCGUGCUCGCUGUGUACAGUAUAUAAAGAGAUUAUUUGAUCAAAUGAAUGAUUAUAACCAAGGUGACUGGCUCAAUAGCUGUGCGACGACAAAUAUAUAUACAGAAUAUGAUCAUAGGUCUACUGGCACUUGUUCUCUACAUUGUCAACAGCCUCCUCGGUUGCUGAUGCACUUUAACCUAGCCUACUAGAAGACAUUGAGCUCACCAAUGCCUGCAGUGCUAGUAGGUCGUCUCGGUGUGGGUAGCCCAUAUUGCCACUCUUACCACAAUGCCUUUAUAAACCGUUUGUCACCGAGUGUUUUUAAGUUUAUUCUUAAAUCUAUCUUAAGUUAGGUCCUUUGUAGUAGUGGCAUCUACGCCGACCACAUUGUCUUCCGUCAGAGGGCGCCAUUCUACGGCUUCAUUCUAAAGAUGUUUUGAGGUGCUGCGAAGAUUUCUUUUGGUGUGUGCAUUUCUUCCCGAUUUUUCAGUGGGUGCUGGAGCACCCCUACUUCCCGCGGCUAUCUGAUUUGAGACAAUGCACUGACUAAGAGAUUUAAAAAGAAUGAUGGUUUGAUACGGCAUACAUCAUUUGUAAUUAGACAAGUCUGAGUUGGAACAGUCAGUACUAUGAAUAAUUCACCUCUAUGUUUAUCUUGAUAUUUAAGAUCGAUUUACUAAUCGUCAUAUUCAUGGUUAGAUUUUCAAAUACAUUUUUGUAAAACCACUUCAUGAAAUGCUGUUGGUUUACAACUGAACCUAUAGACAAUGUGUUCACAUAUUGUAAACAAUUUACACGUUCCCAAAUAAUAAAGGACACGGUUGAAGUUA